GAGAAGACAUCACAGGGUUAAUUUCCACAGAGCUGCUGCCCGGAUGCAGUCAUUCACACAAGUCUGACAGCAUCUGGUGUGCAGAGCCAUUAAAUCCCGUUCCCAUCCCGCAAAGCCAGACGGACAGCCGAGCGAGCCAACCGCGUACGUCAUUCUAAAGCCGUUAGACCAAUCACAGGGCGGCAGGGGGAGGGAGCUUGUCGCACCGCUUCUCUGUUUGCAGCAUCCUUGCAGCAGCCUCCGAUUGCUCUGUUUGUUUCAAGUACAACAACAAAAAAAGAGCAGGACGGGGAAGUGGGAGGGGGGGAGGAGGAGAUCCGAGGAGACGACCGGAGAACGGGAAGGUGAUCCGCUGCAGGCUGCAGGGAUAGUGUUAAAUCUGGUGUGUGGAGUCCAUCCUAACAAAAAAAAAAUGGCUGGUUUGUCAUUGUAAACAGCCCGUGCGGUACCUGCAUUGCUGAAGAGGGGGGAAGCAGAAGAAGAGGGGGAGGAGCAGGAGCAGGAGGAGGUGCAGCAGCCGCUGGAGGAAGUGCUGCUUCUCCCAGGGGAAUUUACCCCCCUCUAGCUCACCCCGGGCCACCGCGGAUCACCUCUGAGACCAUGCAUGUUGCACGUUAAGGUUUUAGCCCCCACAUCAUAUGACCAGAGUAUCAUCAAUGCUUCAGCAGACCUCCAACCAAAAGGAAGACACCUGUGUCGACCAUGCGAUGUUCCCCAGAGGCUGAGCGAUACGACGAGACCCACACACAGACAUCGAAACUACGCCCUUCAGAGUAAACGGUUACGCGCUGUCACCAUGGCGGUCACCGCUGCCAAGACCACGACAGGUUUUCUCUCCACGACCGGCGCCAUCCCCUUCCUCUCGACGAGCAAGAGCGCCAGAGACAAUGUCACCUCCAGAAUGACAUUAAUGACUGUUACUAUAACAACAAACGACACCAGCUUCAAUGCCACGGCGUAUCCGGAGGCGGCCAUUGAGGGCUCGGGAUUCGGAAUGGUGCUCGUACCCUUCGGCAUCAUCACGGUCAUUGGCUUGGCCGUGGCAAUUAUGCUGUAUAUUCGGAAACGAAAGCGGUUGGAGAAGCUGAGGCACCAGCUGAUGCCCAUGUACAACUUCGACCCGGCGGAAGAACAGGAUGACCUGCUGGAACAGGAACUACUGGACCACGGCCGGGACGGCAGCCUCACGGGUCCCAAUGCAAAGUUUUGACAUUGGCGUAAUGGUAAUACGCACUAGACUCUCACAACCUCCCAGGGGACCACGCAGAGACCCAGUCGCCUGGUCUUCACAGACGUAGCCAAAGCCCUCAACGCUUAACAGCUCUCUUCCAUUAGUUACAUCACGCAGAAGCAGACAGUCUCUGAGGGAGGAAAACAAAAAAGGGACAAGUGGACUGGUUCUGGGAACAACUGGAGCUCUGGUGAAGGUUUUCACCCCUGCGACACAGUACGUGACGUGGACGUGGUUUUCAGAGGAAAACAAGGGUAACGUAGGUCGCGUGUCCAAGGGAGAAUAACGGGAAGCAUCACGCAUGAUCUUGCACUGUUUUCAUUUGGAGCACAAAUGGAGUGUGAUGCACUUUUCUUGAUGUAUGUUAUGUCAUUGGUGUUAAAAGGUUUAGUAGCUUGUCAGGGAAGCUCCUUUGAGCUGUACUAUCUACUUCCAUGUUUGAUAAAAGAAAAACGUAGAUUUGUAUUAUACUAAUUUGGUGGACUUUCGUCUCUGACAAGCUUGAACUGAAGCUCGGAUGCGUUAUGAUCCGAAAGUAAACUGUUCCUCACCAUUUGGUUUCUUCUUUGAGCAUUGAAGGACGGUUUCUGUCUAUACACAUUUAAACUAUUUAAACCAAUUUGAAAGAAUUUUGUUGUCCAAAAAUCUAUAACAAAAGAGUCAGCAGGUGUGAUAUUUUAUUAAAAAGCGAUAAAGCAGAAUAACACAAGUCACAUGUUAAAGAAUCGUAACAAAAUAUAUAUAUCACAGGUUUGUGAGUUGUAUUAAUUAAGUGGAUGACGAUCAAUAACAUAACUACAAAAUUGUGUUAAAAGUAAGGCAUAGAAGUGGAUUUUUCAAGUUACACAUCAACUUUUCAAUAGCUGAAAUUGGAUCAAGUACUGCAUGUAACUAUAUGAGUAUCAGUAAGAUCACAGAACAACGUUGUCCCAGUAUAGAGUGUAAAUAUCCAGACAGCCUGGGUAAGAUGAAAUACAUUGACCAGGCUGGAGUUAAGUCAAGAUGCACCUCUCACGCUGACUUCCAUUCAUUUAAGGUGACAUGAAUGUAGUGAGGUGAGAUGAGUGUUGUGACUACAACAAUAGCUCGACAGUUAUUUCAAGAUUUCAUGAUCCACAUCUCCUGCACGUCUGAUGGAAAAAGCAGAUAAAACUCAAACAUUUCCUCAGAUGUGUUCCAGGCAUGUUAGUUUUCAGAGGUAGACCAGGAGGCAAAACAAGGCAAUGCAGUUCAACAGAAAAAAACACGUCUGCCUGUAAAUGAAUUAAGCUCCUCUGGCAGCAGCUUAGUCAACAAUGCUGAAAUACAUGAAAGUCCUGGGUUAGAAAUCCUCACCGGUGAGGAAAUAAGCAUGUUUUAGAAAGGGAAGGACUUGUCAUAAACAUUUUGUUUUUUAUCCCUCCGACAUACCAAUGAUAUUCUGUUUUUUAUGCUAAAUUUAGUAAUUUAGUUAUUUUUAAUGACAUAACCAAAUUGUCCUAUUGUUGUAUCUAAUCUUUCUGAUUGUUUCUCUUUUCAAUAACAUUAGUAAAAUAGUGUGACCACAAACAAAAAUUAUAUUUACUUGCCCAACUUAAAAGUGAUCGAAAAUGAGAAAAUGUACGUUUUCUUUGGUAAUUUGGGUAAACGACCCCCUAAAGCAAGACAAUGUAAAGUUCAAAGAAGACUAACAUAAUUAAAAGUUGAAGUAAUAAGCAAUAAAACACACUAUCAUUUCAACAUGAUGAUGCAAGGAUGUCGCAUGUGAACAGACUGUAAAGCCCUCUGAUGCAAACUUGUAAUUUGCGAUUUUGGGCUAUACAAAAUAAAACUAAUUGAAAUUGAACAUUAGGGUGUUGUUCUGCUGCAGUAUUAUUGGGUGGAUGUCAUAAAUAAAAAAUGUAAGUUAGUUUGCGCAGUUUAAAGCUCAAUUCUUAAUAAUUUGAUUACACAAUAUUUGCAUUUAGCAUUCGUGCACCACGGUCGCAUUGUGGGCCACGUGGUCCCUUGUAGUCUUGUUUUCAAUAGUCAAAUUGGGAAGGAGGAGCAACCUCUCUUCGCUCAUGAAUUGCUAAAACGAAGACGGCGUUACGUUGUUAAGCAUUAACAUGUCCACAAUUAAUUAUUGGACAUUUACAUACGCACGGGGGUCCCGGGGUUGUGUGGUUUCCCAUCACUGUCGUGUAUUUCAGCAAUGUGGUCAUUUGCUGCCCUUCCUUAUACAUCACACCGAUUAAGAGUGUCACACAUACAGUUUACAGUGUAAGAAUGAGAAAAUACACAAUAUAGUGAUAAUCAGAAUGGACUAACAGCCCCUCACCACCACCUCCUCCAAAAAUAAAAAGCAAUUCAUAAGGUACUACAGCCUAAAAAGCAUUUGUUGUAAACUAUUGGCUGCAUUGUGUUUCCCAGGAGAACAAACCAAUUCUAGAUUCAGCUUUUGACAAAUACAGUUUUCUUUAACGAA
Molecule: messenger RNA, 3677 nt
Organism: Gasterosteus aculeatus aculeatus (three-spined stickleback)
Lineage: Eukaryota; Metazoa; Chordata; Actinopteri; Perciformes; Gasterosteidae
Gene: c17h3orf18
Product: chromosome 17 C3orf18 homolog
Source: RefSeq, a predicted model, not a curated record